UCAACGGGAUCUGAGAUAUUGUGAUUGACUUAAUACCUGAUACUCAAAAAAUCACACAGCUUCCAACUAAGCUAACCAUCAGACGAGUAGUAUGGAUUGAGACCGUUCUUUACCGUUGCCUCGAUUUACACAACGAUCAAAUGAUUGUAAACUCCUUAAUAAUACAGCUUGUUCAAAUCAAAAUCUUCAUCACCUGAAGACCGGUAAAAARGUCGAAAGGUUCGAAAGGACAAGACUAUAUUUUCGCAGUAUCUAAAGCUUAGAAUUACUAAAACAUAAAGAUGAAUUCAAGAUGUUGAAGGUGUGCACAGUAGUAAUCAGCCUGAUACUGGCUGGAAUGGUAUCGAGAUGUUCCUCUUCAAGGUCAAUUCAUAGACGAUCGACGAUGAAGGUAAUUGAUGAGAAGAUGAUCAACGCUGGGAACAACAUGUCUCAGAUGAUCCAGCACAUAUUGGAGAAUUACGAUAAGAAUGUACGACCAUUCUACGAAGUUAAACCGAUCGAGGUCCAGUUUGACAUGCUUGUACUUUCUUUCGGUGAAAUCAAAGAGGCUGAUAUGCUGUUUACAGCAGACAUCUACGUUGGCCAGUUCUGGCAGGACCCUCGCUUUGCCUAUGGUAUAAAUAACAGCAUUAGUCUAGGUGGCGACUUCGUGGAYAAGUUCUGGAUUCCAGACACUUUCUUCGUCAAUUCGGUUGAUAUAGAAGUACAUAAAAUGAUGUCUCCUAACAAAAARGUCUGGAUUCAUUUAGAUAAGGGGCAUAUCAUGCUUAGCGCAAGAUUAAAAUCCAAAGCAACAUGUAAAAUGGAUCUCAGAAAGUACCCCAUGGACCAACAAACAUGCCAUUUGGCAAUCGAAAGCUUUUCCUUUGACGAAACGGACCUCAAAUACAAGUGGAAAAACCCAGUUGGCAGCGAUGUCUUUAUCUACGAUGCCGAGAUGGCUCAGUUUAAUGUGAUGAGCGUUGUAAGAAACCUCAAGCAUCCUGUAUAUCAUUCUCGUCGGUUUUCUGGUCUAACAGUAACYUUCACGUUCAAAAGACGAACCAUGUACUAUAUCUUUCAAAUGUACAUUCCUUGUAUAUGUAUUGUGGCUUUAUCGUGGGUCAGUUUCUGGGUGGAUGCGGAUGCCGUUCCAGCACGUGUAGGGCUCAGUAUUACUACAGUGUUGACAAUCUGUUACAUGUUGGGAUCCGUCAAUUCUAAUCUACCAAGAGUCUCAUAUUUAAAGGCAAUAGAUUACUUUUUAUUACUAUCUUUUGGGUUUAUAUUUCUUACUCUGGUCGAGUACGUUGUUGUUCUUAAAUAUACACGAAGGAGGAAAUACAGUGGCAGCUUCUCACCACCGAAGUGUAAAUCAGGCUUGAUUGAGGAGGAAUGGGAUGAUAAAAAAAUGAUGGAGGUCAAGAUCCAAAUUGGUAGCACAGCCUACACAUUCAAAGACUCUCUAAGUAACCUCACAUCUGCAGGGAAGGAAAACGAGAAAUCACCUAAAAACGGAGAGAUGUACAAGACGUCUCCAAGGAAACCGGUCAAGACAUGCGACCACAGCAAGCCCAUUCUUCCCCGUUGUGUCGAACCAGACAAUACACAUCCMAUAAUAAGGUUCCUGAAAAAACCCUUUACUACAGAAGAAGGAGAAAAUAAAAUCGACAAUUUCGCUCGAUUUUUCUUUCCAUUUAGCUAUGGCAUGUUUCUUCUGGUAUAUUUUAGCUACUUCUUUUCCUAAAGAGAAACUCGUGUAUAAUUCACUUGGUUGCGAGUUUAUAUGCAAUUAAUAAGAAUCUAUGGUUCUGGUUCUUAUAGAAAUGCAGAUCUUUGUGGCAUCUUCYCAUACAAAUGAACUUAAAGUACUUUAUCUUGAUGUCAUACGACUUGAUAAGCGGUGCAAUUACAAUAAGCGUCAGUUCACUUGCUAAUUAUUCUACUCAGCUAGCAGUAUAUGGAAAGUCAAACUGGAUGUAAUUUAAAUGAGACUGCCAUCUGUGUCUUGCUAUURCGAUACAAGAAUGAAAAACACUAAUUCCUUAGAACCUAAACGGUAUAAGGCAACUACAGCUACUGUAGGAGUUUUGAGGCAUACACUCGUUAUGCACAGAGCUAUUUAAUUAUACUCAUGAGCAAUGGUGCUUUGUGAAUUGACUAAAGAAACGGACCUCACCACGCCCUACCGUAGCCCUUAAUUCAGUGGUAUAUUGGUGCCACCGUCAGCUUUCAUUUACAAUAAAAAUCGGAUUUUCUGGUGCUCCGCCAGCCAAUUUUGACAAAACAAAUGAAUGACAGAGGAUUAUAUUACAUAMCAAGUUUCUUUGGUAAAUCAGUAUUACAUUAAUACUACAAGACUAAACUAUCGAUUGUUUAUAGUAAAAGAUGCUGCCAAAUAUCAACAACUUUACAUAAACGACACGCCCAGAAGCAAGAAAAAAAAGAUGUUUUGAAGUAUGUACAGAAUCGUAAAAGCUCGAUAUGAUUUGCAUUAUGAAUUAUUCUUAAUGAAAGACAAUCUUCAUCGUUUAAAUUUACUUUAUUACACCUCUUGAAUUAUUUACUUUUGUAUUUUUAUUUGAAUUUUGUUGUAGUUUUAAAGUUAUUAUUUUUAGAGAAAAACUUGAGGGUCAAGAAAUCUAAACGAAUGAAACCGGUGAGCAUUUAAUUUGAUUGAAUAUAACUUUAUUAAAAGCUAAAGCAAUG
Messenger RNA from Exaiptasia diaphana, 2691 nucleotides. RefSeq names its product gamma-aminobutyric acid receptor subunit beta-like. Bases 293 to 1729 code for a protein of 478 amino acids. NCBI's taxonomy places the organism in Eukaryota, Metazoa, Cnidaria, Anthozoa, Actiniaria, Aiptasiidae. Gene Ontology annotation, cellular component: membrane; synapse; neuron projection. The record is from RefSeq and is a predicted model, not a curated record. Gene Ontology annotation, biological process: chemical synaptic transmission; signal transduction; nervous system process. Gene Ontology annotation, molecular function: transmembrane signaling receptor activity; extracellular ligand-gated monoatomic ion channel activity; chloride channel activity. The transcript has 9 exons.